This is a messenger RNA of Acytostelium subglobosum LB1, 1380 nucleotides long. RefSeq lists its product as hypothetical. The coding region runs from base 1 to 1380 and encodes 459 amino acids. Gene Ontology annotation, cellular component: lysosome. The record is from RefSeq and is a predicted model, not a curated record. Gene Ontology annotation, molecular function: alpha-L-fucosidase activity. Gene Ontology annotation, biological process: glycoside catabolic process; fucose metabolic process. The transcript is spliced from 3 exons. NCBI's taxonomy places the organism in Eukaryota, Evosea, Eumycetozoa, Acytosteliales, Acytosteliaceae.
AUGGUUUCAAUCAAUAGAAUAUUGUGUUGCACACUGAUCAUUGCAUCUUGCUUUGCACUCUACACUUCUGCUCAGUACCAGCCAAACUGGGAGAGCAUCAACAGUAGACCACUUCCAGAAUGGUAUGAUGAGAUCAAGUUUGGUAUAUUCAUUCAUUGGGGAACAUUCUCUGUGCCUGCUUUUGGUAAUGGUACCACCGCUGAAUGGUACUGGUACUACUUGAACACUAGAGACGACGGUGGCUAUGUCAGCCAGUACCACAACAGCUCGUUCGGUCCGGAGUUCACCUACCAAUCGUUCGCUCCAAUGUUCACCGCUCAUCUGUACGACCCAGAUCAAUGGGCCGACCUCUUUGUCCGCGCCGGUGCCAAGUACGUCGUGCUGACCACCAAGCAUCAUGAGGGUUUCACCAACUGGCCCAGUGCACAGGCUUGGGGCUACAAUGCCGUCGAUGUCGGUCCACACAUGGAUCUCGUUGACAAGUUUGCCAACUCCAUCAAGAAGGCUGGUCUUCGCGUUGGACUCUACUUCUCGCUCUUUGAGUGGUACAACCCCUUGUACAUUGCUGAUGCCAACUCUGGCUCCCCACCCACCACCGACGUCUACGUCCAAGAUGUCAUGAUGCCCCAGCUCUACGACCUCAUCAACAGCUAUGAGCCAGACCUUCUGUGGACUGAUGGUGACUGGCUGCAACCAUCGAGCUACUUCCACUCGGUAGACUUCAUCUCGUGGCUCUACAAUGACAGUGCUGUCAAGGAUCACGUGAUCAUCAAUGAUCGUUGGGGCUCAGAGACACGUGGCGUCGACGGUGGUUUCUUCACCGACGAGCAGUUCACUCCAGGCCAUCUCAGCGACCACAAGUGGGAGAGCUGCAUGACCAUCGGCUACUCAUGGGGUUACAACCAAUAUGAGGACGCUGGCAACUACCAGACCUCGACCUCUCUCAUCCAGACUCUGAUCGAGACCGUUGCCUGCGGUGGCAACCUGCUGCUCAAUGUCGGACCAACCAAGGAGGGCAUCAUCCCCAUCAUCAUGCAGACCCGUCUCCUUGAGAUUGGCGCCUGGUUGAACGUCAAUGGCGAGGCGAUCUACGGCAGCAAGCCAUGGAGAGCCCAGAACGACACUGCUGACAUCUGGUACACAUGGAACACCACCACCACCAACGUCUACGCCAUGAGCUACAGCUGGCCAAUCGACAGCACCCUUGUGUUGCCAACACCAGUCGGCAGCAGCGAGACCAAGAUCACCCUCUUGGGCUAUGACGAGCCAAUGUCCUUCUCCCACGACAGCAAGGGAGGUAUCACCAUCAAGUUGCCCCAGCUCACUCCAUCCCAGUAUCCAACACCACCCUACACCUUCAAGUUGGAGAAUGUCAAGUAA